Messenger RNA from Cyclopterus lumpus (lumpfish), 3058 nucleotides. RefSeq names its product SET and MYND domain containing 2a (gene smyd2a). NCBI's taxonomy places the organism in Eukaryota, Metazoa, Chordata, Actinopteri, Perciformes, Cyclopteridae. The coding region runs from base 116 to 1423 and encodes 435 amino acids. Gene Ontology annotation, molecular function: protein binding. The transcript is spliced from 12 exons. Gene Ontology annotation, cellular component: nucleus. The record is from RefSeq and is a predicted model, not a curated record.
AGAGAGGAUCAGAGAAGAAGACGGGACUCGGGACAGAAGCUUGGAGCUCCCAGCAGACGACUCAGGUGGUGCUCGGUAUUAUCCGAGCGAAGACCCGUCCACAGAACCGUGAACCAUGAAGAACGAGGGAAUGGAGGGGACGGAGAGGUUCCUGAGCCCGGGCAGUGGCAGAGGCCUGCGGGCGAUGAGGCACUUCGCGUUGGGGGAGCUGGUGUUCGCCUGCCCUGCCUACUCGUACGUGUUGACAGUGAAUGAGAGGGGAGCGCACUGCGAGAACUGCUUCACCAGGAGAGAAGACCUUUUUAAGUGUGGCAAAUGUAAGCAGGCCUACUACUGCAAUAUUGACUGUCAGAGAAGCGAUUGGUCCAUGCAUAAGCUGGAGUGUGUAGCUAUGUGUGCCUACGGGGAAAACUGGUGUCCAUCAGAGACUGUCAGACUGGUGGCUCGAAUCCUCAUGAAACAGAGAGUCACAACAGAGCGCACCCCUUCAGAAAAGCUGCUACUGCUCACAGAGUUUGAAUCCCAUUUAGAUAAGAUGGACAGUGAGAAGGACGAGUUGAACCAGGCAGACAUUGCAGCGCUGCACCACUUCUACUCCAAACACAUCAGUGACCUUCCUGAUGAGCAGGCUCUCACUGAGCUAUUUGCACAGGUUAACUGUAAUGGAUUCACUAUAGAGGACGAAGAGCUCUCCCAUCUGGGAUCAGCUGUUUUUCCUGAUGUAGCACUGAUGAAUCACAGCUGCAGUCCUAAUGUCAUAGUGACCUAUAAAGGCACAUUGGCUGAGGUCAGAGCUGUCCAAGAGAUCAACCCCGGAGAUGAGGUAUUCAACAGCUACAUAGACCUGCUUUAUCCAACAGAGGACAGGAAAGAGAGGUUGUUAGAUUCCUACUUCUUCACAUGCCAGUGUACUGAGUGCACCUCCAAGUCUAAGGACAAAGCUAAAAUGGAGAUCAAAAAGCUGAGUUCUCCAACAGAGCCAGAGGAAAUCCAAUCUAUGGUCUACUACGCCAAGAAUGUCAUCGAGGAGUUCAGGAGAGCCAAACACUACAAGACCCCCAGUGAGCUGCUGGAGAUAUGUGAGCUUAGCCAGGAGAAGAUGGCAGCUAUAUUCGCAGACACCAACGUGUACAUGCUGCACAUGAUGUAUCAGGCCAUGGGUGUCUGUCUCUACAUGCAAGACUGGGACGGAGCUAUGAGCUACGGAGAGAAGAUCAUUCAGCCGUACAGUGUUCACUACCCAGCCUACUCUCUGAAUGUGGCGUCUAUGUAUCUGAAACUGGGACGUCUGUAUCUGGGGCUGGAGAAGAAGACACAAGGAGUCAAAGCUCUAAAUAAAGCAGUUGCCAUCAUGGAGGUGGCUCAUGGGAAGGAUCACAAUUAUGUUGCAGAAGUUAAACGAGAAAUUGAGGAGCAGAAGUAAACGACGUGCAGCAGGAGAAGCAAAACGAUGACAGGGAGAAUUUAGGAGGAGCCCUGGAUUGAGCAGACUCUCCUAAAGCAACAAACAUACACAUCACAACUGCAUGCCAUGCUUCUGACUGCCCUGUGUUUUUUUAUCGCCCACUCUUUUUGGUUUGUUUUUCAUGCCUUUUUUUGUAGGCAGUUUCUUUUUCCAUGUCUACAUGUUGUGGGUGAGGAAGACCACGUUUUGUACUUGUAGCAGCCCCGGUGUUAAAAGCAGACACAUUAGGAAUUACACUUUUUUGGGGUGGGGGCGGGGGGAUGAAAAUAAAACAAAAGACUUGAAUACUUUCUGUGUGCUGAAGCUCAUAAAACCCAUUGAACAUCCUUACUGUUAUUUAAAACAAAUCACAUUAAUGGAUAAAAGACGAUAAAGCUUUCAUUUAACAGCUACGCAAAAUCCUUUUUCUGAUGUAAGAGGCUCAGUUUUUCUUUCCUUGUGAAUUCAUUCACUGUGUUCUCUCGGCCAAACAACAGACCAUGUUUUCAUCAUCAUGUAUGUCUUUGUAAGCAGUUGUAUUUUCACAUCUGGGCCUUCUGUACACACUGGUGAGUAGUUGAUAUGAAGGGCAUUACUUUUUCCCAGCCAAUGUAUUUUAACAGAGUUUCAUGGCUACAUUAAUUCUUGGAAACUGAAGAAAAUGUGAUUGACCAUGCAUCAGGUACUCUGUAGCAACGGACAAGAGAAUGCAAAUAACUAUUCCUGAAUGAAUAACCAGUCAAGUGAUUGGCUUGUCUUACAGUAUAUUGGCUUGUUUUAAAGAACCAGAAAACGUGAUGCAUGUUUAUGUUAUGCAUGUGAGGCUUGUUGACCAAAGGGGCCAGAGGUUUAACUGAUAGGGAACCAGCUAUAAUUCUCUAUUUGCUGUAUAUUUUAACGGGUGCUGAUCUGAGGCCAGGGUGACUACUAAGUCACAGUGAAGACAUUGGUACUGCGACCUGACCGACGAUCCUGGGUCAGAGCCCCUAUGCUCUCAGGAAAAAGGCUCAACGCUGUAGCUGUUGUUGCCUUUUGUCUUGAAAUGCAUUAUUCUACCUUUUGGGAUUUCUUAGAAGCCUUGUAAAUCCAGAUGGUCAUUUCCCUGGGACUGAAAUCACUUAAGCAGAGUGGUGGGCAGAAUAUUAACAUGCAGUAUAACCUGGUAGGAUUACCUUUUACUCGCAGGUGAUGCCAUUUUUAACUUUAUAAUCAAAAAGAAUGAAUGCACCAUAUCUUAAAAAGGGGAAUGCAUCUUCCUCUAAUCUUUGUUUCAGUGCCACCAUCAUUUUGCAGUUUUACUUUCAGUUUCAACUAUAAUAUAUAGCAACUUAUACCAACAUGGCAACUCUUAAUGUCGUAAAAACGUUUUGACAACAAGGUUGGUCAAAUUAUGGAAGAGUUGACUGUAUUGAUUAAAAGAACCCAAUCCAAAAUCAUGAGGAUCAGUCACAGGUCGGUGUAUAAAGAAAUCUAAGACUAAGCAUGCAGUGUGUGUGUAAAAGGCUUUAAAAAAGUUAUUAACCUGGGCCUUAAUCGAGGGUUCUUGUUGCACUCAAAUUCUGUAUAUUAUUUGUGAUAAAAUUAUGUCAAAAUGAUAAACCUGUAAGCAUUCUU